This is a messenger RNA of Cuscuta campestris, 1101 nucleotides long. The record is from the annotation of a GenBank genome assembly. NCBI's taxonomy places the organism in Eukaryota, Viridiplantae, Streptophyta, Magnoliopsida, Solanales, Convolvulaceae.
CUCAAGCUUAGUUAUAUACGGAUUAUAUAUAUACUUCAUACGCGCGCGAUCCGCAUACUGACAUUUCAUGAAUUCUUCUUGGAAUUCCAAAAGGGGGGUUUCUUGAUUCCCCGGGAGAAAAAAAACCCCAAAAUAAAAAUGGGAGCUUUGAGGAUUUCCCUUUUCUGGUUCCUGAUGAUUUCCAUGGCGCUGGCAAAUGAGAAUCCCGAUGUCGCCCAUAUUGCCCUCCCGAGGCCUCUGGUAAUGGAAUACCCGGCAGAAAAUGGGAACGAAGAUGUCCGGAUGAAGUGUACGAGCUGGCGGGUUGCGGCGGAGGCGAACAAUCUGCGGCCGUGGAAGGCCGUGCCGGGGGAAUGCGGCGGCUACGUGAAGGAUUACAUGACGGGGAAAGGGUAUGAAAGCGAUGUUGCGUUGGUUUCUGAGGAGGCCAGAGUUUAUGCCAGAAGUGUGGAAUUGGGAGGGGAUGGUAAAGAUGCCUGGGUUUUCGAUGUGGACGAGACUUUGAUUUCCAAUCUCCCUUAUUACUCUCAACAUGGUUUUGGGUUGGAGGUUUUUGAUGGGGUGGAGUUUGACAAGUGGGUUGAGAAGGGAAGAGGGCCUGCGAUAAACUCAAGCUUGAAGCUUUAUCAAGAAAUCAAAGAAUUGGGAUUCAAAGCUUUCUUGUUGACAGGAAGGAGUGAUAGACACAGAGAAGUCACUGAGGAGAAUUUGGUAAAUGCUGGUUUUCAAGAUUGGGAUAAAUUCAUUCUUAGGUCAGCGGAGGACCAUGUAAAAUCGGCAGCCGUGUACAAAUCGGAGAAGAGGAGAGAGAUGGUGGAAGACGGUUUCAGGAUCGUCGGAAACUCCGGCGACCAGUGGAGCGACCUCGUCGCCGUGGGUCCCACCGCCCCCUCCUCCAUUUCUCAACGCUCUUUUAAGCUUCCAAAUCCCAUGUACUACAUUCCCUGAUUCUUCUCCCCCUGUAUAGUGAUUCCUGUAAAUUGUAAACAUUAUGCAUUUAUGCCUUGCGUGAGAAGAAUUUCAUGCAAAAAGAUUCAAUGACUUGACUGAUUCAUGGUAGACAAACUACCCUUUUCCCCAAAAAAAAUGAGAACUAUUUUG